AUGCUAUCGCCCGGUGAGGAACGCGCCAUCCACCUGGCCACCGAGGCCAUCGAGCUGUUCGACGCAGGUCACCGCGAGGCCGCUUCACGAAACCUCCGAGAAGCCCUCUCUCUAGCUCCGCACCAUCCGGAGGUGACAGGAACCCUCCUCAAAGUCCAGAAAGACGAAACCCAGGGUCACCACCUUCUUGACCUCUGUCGCAAAUACACUGCCAAUAAAGAUGAAUCCGCUGGCAAAGACGCCUCCCUCUACCUACGAACUGACGGCCUCAAGCCCCCCGAGGAAGUGGCCUUACAAUGCCUAAUGCUGCUGCUGGCCGAGCGGCCCCACGCUUUGACCACAACGCAAGAUGAUCUCAUUUCCAGCCUCGUGCGUCAAAACACCAGCGUUCGACAGUUUUUUUCCAAUCGCCUGCAGGUCUCCGUAACCACGUUCUUCGACGAGAUCUACGAUCGUGGUGAUGGAGCUGCCGUGUGUCUAGAUACCGUUGUUUUAGACCCCUCCGUGUGGCCUUCGGAAAAGGACCGCUACCAUUGCGAAUGCGAACUGUUCCUCCUGUUUAUCGCCAAGCUCAUGGAGUCCGGCCAUGACCUGGAUGGUCGUUCUCUGAAGGGAAUUGCGCGUCUGCUGGCGGUUGACGCGGAGAAGCUACAACACUUGGUCGACGAUGAGGGGCUAGAGGUGAUCUUGUCCUCACUGGACAGCCGUCUUCCAGCAGAAUGGAGGGGCCAAGCUACGCUGGCGACGGUCAAGUACCUCCAAGUCGCCAAGCAGGCCGGUGAGGAGAGAUUCUCUCGUCUCAUCGCACACAAAAUCACCAAAGCCCGCAAUGAUGAUAUUGUUGUGGCCUUUUCCGCGGCGGUCGCCGUAUUCCCAGUGUCUCCGAACGCAGCCGCGUCCCUUUUCUUGUCCGACGAGUUUAUGAAAGCCUUGAUGCCGCUGGCCUCGAGAAGCUCCAAGAAUCGCAAUGUGGAAGUUGCUCUUCUGGAGUUGCUGAACGCGGCCUGUGUGAGCACCGCUUGUCGGGAGACCAUUUCGAAACGAUUCUCCGACUGGCUUUCGCACGUUCUUACCAAUGGCAGCGAUGAGACCUCUGACCUGGCUGCCGUGAUUCUGGCCAAGAUCCGCACGUCCGAGACAACGAACGGAGCCGGUGCGGUAGCAUCCCAAACCAAUGGUAAGGUUCAGGAGGAAGACAGCGUGCCAGAACUCGUACAUCGAUUCAAGGAACUGAUGUCGCAACGAAAGGUCGAGCAUGUGCCCCAUGCCAUUGAAGGGCUGGCUUUUUCGUCGGUGAAGCCCGACGUGAAAGAGCAACUUGCUGAGGACCGCUCUUUUUUGAAAGAUCUCAUUCAGAUCUUACGGCCUCACGCUACGAACUCGUCUCCUACCUCCGCGUCCUCCGUGCUUUAUGGAGGCUUGACGAUUAUCCAACAUCUCACGCAAUUCUUACCCAACCUUUCCGAAGAGCAGAAAAAAAUGGCGCAGUUGAAGGCCUAUGCCAACGCGAAGACCGGAGAAGCACGGUCGGGUCCUGAUCCGCGCCAGCAGGACGAGGCCGUUCUCUCUCGCUGCCGGGCCAUCGUCGAGGCAGGUGCCAUGCCGCUUCUCGUGGAUUGCGCCAAAACCAAUCUUUCUUCGAUCCAGUCUCUUGUCUGUCAGAUUUUGAUGUCCCUGGCUCGGGAUCGCUCAUCUCGGGGUUCCUUGGCCCAGCAAGGUGCGGUCAAAGUAUUGAUCAACAUGGCGGCCCCGCAACAGGGGAAUGCGGGCGCUGAGACUAGUUACUACGCGUCUCAUGCUCUAGCUCGAAUUUUGAUUUCCGUCAACCCGGCCCUCGUUUUUCCCUCCUCCGGUUUUCCUUCGGUGACAUCUGCGGUGCGACCAUUGGUGUCGCUGCUGUCAUCUCCGGAGACAGCCGUGUUCACUGCGGAUCAGCCGCGCGAUCUGCUGCCAGUGUUUGAAGGGUUGUUGGCUCUCACCAACCUGGCCUCAUACCCGGAUGAGUCAGCACCUGAGACGAUUGUUCGACAAGGGUGGACGGUGCUGGAAGAUUUGCUGCUGUCAGGUCACACGUGGAUCCAGCGUGCGGCGUGCGAGUUGGUGUGUAAUUUGAUGGCAUGUGAAGCCGGCGUGAUGCAAUAUGCAGAUGGCUCGAAACAGGCUGCCAAACGGCUGCAUGUACUGCUGGCGCUGACGGACGUGGAUGAUACAGCGACUAGGAAAGCAGCAGGAGGAGCACUGGCCAUGCUGACCGAGUUUGAAUCUGCAAUUACAGCGGUGCUGGACCGACCACGCGGGGUCGAGUUGUUAUUGUCACUCUGCCAGGAUUCAGAUGCAGAGCUGCAACAUCGGGGGGUGGCCUGCAUACGGAACCUGACUAGUCUGGCGGCAGGAAAUACGGGAGUCCGUGCACGCAAAGUUGUCAAGGACCAACAAGGCGUUGAGACGCUGGCAGGCGUGUUGAAGCGGACGUCGAAUCCGGCGGUACUGCAGACGGGGGUGGAGGCGUUGAAGCCGAUUAUGCAGUGA
Molecule: messenger RNA, 2529 nt
Organism: Aspergillus ruber CBS 135680
Lineage: Eukaryota; Fungi; Ascomycota; Eurotiomycetes; Eurotiales; Aspergillaceae
Product: UNC45-central domain-containing protein
Exons: 2
Coding region: 1-2529 (842 amino acids)
Molecular function (GO): protein binding
Source: RefSeq, a predicted model, not a curated record